UUUGUGUUUGAGUUGGAAAUUCUCCAUAGGAAUUAACCAGAUAAUAUAGGGGUUAUUUGCUCAAGCUGUAUUUAUAAUGACAUAUGCACAUGUAGCACAAAUAUUUUUACUUCAAAUGAAGUCUAACAACCUUGACUUACAAUUUCUAUUUUGAAAUUGAGUUUCCAAAAUUCCUGCACUUUCCCCUGAAAAUGUACGUACUGUCUGUACUCAUUCUGUGCUGCGUCACUCUUGCUCUAUAUUUCUGCCUUUAUUGAGAGGUCAGGACACCCUGCAAAGAACUGGUCUUAGUUGGUCUUGAUAGUCCUGGGGUCAUGAAUCAUCCCAUAGAGAAGCAGAGGGCAUUUCCUUCCACAGAAUGCUGUGACCCUUGCGUAUCCUUGUAUUCUCAGGGAGGGCCCCUUCCUUACCACCGGGCAUUGUUAUGUGGUCAGAGAUUCUUGCUAGGUCAUUAUCUCCUGAAAAUAGUCUGGGGCAGUUGGUUGUGCUGUGUAAUGUAUAUCUAACCAUCUAUAUUCCUCGAUGUAGACAGUUGUAUACUUACUUUUCUAAGGAUUGUAUGAACAUGCUCUCUGUCUGUCAUGAAAGUUUGGGAUACUGGCCUGUUGAGACAGUCCUGAUUCUCAUUCAAAAGCCCAAACAGACAUGGGUGCGGUUUAUGUGGUAGGGUCUAUUGGAUUAAGAAACUGAUUAAUAAACUGGAUUUUGUUCUCAGCUAUGACCCAAACAUUUGGAGAAACACCCUGGGAAUCCCCCUCCUAGAUCAUUUGAGUCCUCCCUUGAGGUUUCUACAUCUGCAGCUUUAGUUCUCACAGUUCUGUACAUCAUAUCCCCUUCAUGAAAAGCCUCUGGACAACAUCCUCUAUCCUCCCUCCACAUCCCUCAGGAAGUCCAGUAACCCCGAUCUGACUCACGGAUUAAGUCCUGCUCUCAAAUUUAGACGACAUCUCUCUGAUGAUGGAAAACAUGUUCGAAGAAGAAGUCUGGGGGGCGGUCUUACAGGAAAGUACCUUCUACUGCCCACCAACCCCCAGCAGACACAGACAGCAUGGCAGCCGUCAUCUGAGAUCUCCAACCUGGUCCGUAUGUGUUCCAUGAACCUCGGAAAGUCAGACCCCUCCCUCAACACCAGCCUGAAAGAGCUGAGUCUUCCCAGAAGAGGCAGUUUCCUCACUCCCCGAAGCUUGAGCCCCACUCCCACUAGCCCCUGCAGUCCGUGCAGCCCGCUGCACGCUUUUCAUUUCUGGAGCUGCAGGACGAGCAACAGAAAAAGCCUGAUAGGAAGCGGUCAGUCAUCAGGUUUGCCACGACCUCACUCCCCUCUUUCAUCUCUUACAGGAACAAGCCCUCAAGACAGCCCUAGAAAUUUUUCUCCUAGUGCCUCUGCUCAUUUCUCCUUUGCACGAAGUCAUUGCCACAGAGCAGACAGGACUGAUGGUCGCCGCUGGUCGUUGGCCUCCCUUCCCUCCUCCGGAUAUGGAACCAACACACCCAGCUCCACAGUCUCUUCAUCCUGUUCAUCACAGGAGAAGCUGCACCAGCUGCCCUUCCAGCCUACGCCUGAUGAACUGCACUUCCUCUCCAAGCACUUCUGCACUGAGAGCAUCUCCGGGGAUGAAUGCCGCAGAGCGACGGCCAUGCGACCACGCUCACGCAGUCUCAGCCCUGGAAGAUCUCCAUCAUGUUAUGACCAUGAGAUUAUUAUGAUGAAUCACGUCUACAAAGAGCGGUUUCCUAAGGCCACAGCUCAGAUGGAGGAACGGAUUCAGGACAUCAUCCGCAGCAACUCUCCGGAGAGCGUCCUCCCUUUGGCAGAUGGUGUGCUCGGCUUUGCCCACCACCAGAUAAUUGAGCUGGCCCGUGACUGCCUGGAAAAGAGCCGGCUAGGACUCAUCACCUCCAGCUACUUCUGCGAGCUCACCGACAAGCUGGAGAGGCUUGUUCAGGAGUCCACGGAGCGAUCAGAGAGUGAGGAGGUGAACUUCAUCAGAGAGCUGGUGAAGAAGAUCCUCAUAAUCAUCGCACGACCUGCUCGACUGCUGGAAUGUCUGGAGUUUGACCCAGAGGAGUUUUACCACCUUUUGGAGGCGGCUGAAGGACAUGCUAAAGAGGGUCAGGGUAUCAAAACGGACAUCCCUCGUUACAUCAUCAGCCAGCUGGGACUCACAAGAGAUCCUCUGGAAGAAAUUGCUCAGCUGACCAGCUGUGACAGCGGCAUUGCAGAAACCCCAGAAACCGAUGACUCUUCUCACAGCCUCAGCACAGCACUGCGGUGUCGGCGUAAACCCUGUGAACUGGACUUUGAGAUGACAAAACUAAUCAGCAAUGGAGCCUAUGGAGCUGUCUAUCUGGUUCGACACAAGGAGACAAAGCAGCGGUUUGCCAUGAAAAAGAUCAACAAGCAGAAUCUGAUGUUGAGGAAUCAGAUACAGCAGGCCUUUGUGGAGAGAGACAUCCUAACCUUUGCUGAGAAUCCUUUCGUUGUGUCCAUGUACUGCUCCUUUGAGACACGGCGGCACCUGUGCAUGGUCAUGGAAUAUGUUGAAGGUGGAGACUGCGCCACUCUUUUGAAGAACAUGGGUCCCCUGCCUGUGGACAUGGCCAGGAUGUACUUCGCAGAGACAGUUCUUGCUCUGGAGUAUCUCCACAACUAUGGCAUUGUUCACAGGGACCUCAAGCCGGACAAUUUGCUGGUUACAUCUAUGGGACACAUUAAGCUGACAGAUUUCGGGUUGUCUAAAGUCGGGCUGAUGAACAUGACCACUAAUCUGUACGAGGGACACAUUGAGAAAGAUGCCAGGGAGUUCUCUGAUAAGCAGGUAUGUGGGACUCCAGAGUAUAUUGCACCAGAGGUGAUCCUACGGCAAGGCUACGGGAAGCCGGUGGACUGGUGGGCGAUGGGCAUCAUCCUGUAUGAGUUUCUGGUGGGAUGUGUGCCUUUUUUUGGAGACACACCAGAGGAGCUGUUCGGACAGGUCAUCAGCGACGAGAUCAACUGGCCAGAGGGAGAGGACGCGCCGCCUUCCGAUGCUCAGGAGCUGAUCACCUUGCUGCUCAGACAGAAUCCUCUGGAGAGGAUGGGCGCAGGUGGAGCUGCUGAAGUGAAGCAGCACCAGUUUUUCCACAACCUGGACUGGAACAGCCUGCUGAGGCAGAAGGCUGAGUUUAUUCCCCAGUUGGAGUCUGAAGAUGACACCAGCUACUUCGACACUCGCUCUGAGAGAUACCAUCACCUGGAGACAGAGGAAGAGGAUACAAAUGAUGAAGACUUCAACGUGGAGCUGCGGCAGUUCUCUUCAUGUUCUCACAGGUUCUCUAAGGUUUAUAGCAGCCUGGAUUUGUCCCGAGGGCACCUGGAGGAAAAAGGAGAGACGGAGGGGAAGAAGAGCGAGAGCCCGCUCACUGUUGACACUCUUAGCUGGACGCCAGAUUUUACUGAAAUGCCGUCACUGUCCCACUCGACAGACACCGACAGUGUCAAUCAGGGUCCUCGGCCCAACUUGUUACCAAAGUUUGCCAUCUCAGCAGAGAGCGAAGGAGACGAGACCUCAGGCCUCGGUGACCCCAGCAAGACCUCGUUCUCCAUCGGAGAGCUCCCGCAGGAUGAGCCUGACGCUACAACCCCGGGCAGCACCCACAGCGGUGCCACACUCUCUGGAAGUUUCUCUGAACAUCUGGACCAGUUGACGCCCAGAGGUGAGGGUUUGGAGAGCCCAGACAGUACCAGCCAUACCUCUGCAGAUCAGGGGGCUCAGAGCAACUCCCUGCGGCCGGAGAGUGCUGCAGAGAAGACCGGGGCUGUGGCUAAAGUCCCAAAGUCUGUCUCAACCGGAGCCCUGUCCCUCAUGAUCCCUGGAGAUAUGUUCGGGGUUUCUCCGCUGGCCAGCCCCCUGUCUCCUUACUCCCUCUCCUCAGACCCUUCCUCAAGAGACUCAUCUCCGAGCAGAGACUCCUCCCUGUUCACCGCCAACCCACGGCAGCCCAUCGUCAUCCACAGCUCAGGGAAGAAGUUUGGCUUCACGCUGAGGGCGAUCCGGGUGUACGCCUGUGACGGUGACAUCUACACUGUCUACCAUAUGGUUUGGAAUGUAGAAGACGGUGGACCUGCACAUAAAGCUGGACUGAAAGCUGGAGACCUCAUCACUCAUGUGAACGGAGAAGCAGUUCACGGUCUCGUCCACACUGAGGUGGUGGAGCUCCUGCUCAAGAGUGGCAGCAAAGUGGCAAUUUCCACAACCCCGUUUGAAAACACUUCGAUAAAAACUGGUCCUGCGAGAAGGAACAGCUACAGGAGCAAAAUGGUCCGAUGUGCCAAAAAGCCCAAGAAGGAGCGGACACCAGAAAGGCGACGCUCCCUUUUCAGACGUUUUGCCAUGCAGCCCUCUCCUCUCCUGCAUACCAGCCGCAGUUUCUCCUCUCUGAACCACUCCCUGUCAUCUGGUGAGAGUCUCCCUGGCUCCCCUACCCACAGUCUUUCCCCCCGUUCCCCUACCGCCGCCUUCCGCCCCACACCAGAUUUCACCCAGUCAGGUGGAAACUCCUCCCAGAGCAGCUCUCCCAGCUCCAGCGCUCCAAACUCCCCUGCAGGCUCGGGCCACAUUCGUCCCAGCACUCUCCACGGCCUCGGCCCCAAGCUGCCGGGUCAAAGGCUUCGUCAGGGACGGCGCAAAUCUGCCGGCAGCAUCCCCCUUUCUCCUCUGGCUCGCACGCCUUCGCCUACACCUCAGCCGACAUCUCCUCAGCGCUCACCCUCUCCCCUUCUUAGUGGGCACUCUGUCGCCAUCUCCAAGACGACACAGUCCUUCCCAGCCAAGAUUCAUUCCCCACCCACCAUUGUUCGCCACAUCGUGCGUCCCAAAAGUGCUGAGCCGCCUCGCUCGCCCCUCCUGAAACGAGUCCAGUCUGAGGAGAAGCUGUCCCCGUCUUACACUGGAGAUAAGAAGCACCUGUGUCCCAGAAAACACAGCCUGGAAGUGACCCAAGAGGAGGUGCAGGAUGAGGAAGUGAGGACCGGGGAGAGGGAUUACACCGUCUUGCAGAGUGUGGAAGAAACAGCCUGCGAGCCACCAGCAAUCACCCGUGUGCGACCUGUUGAGCAGGGCUGCCUAAAGAGGCCAAUCAGUCGCAAGAUGGGCCGGCAGGAGUCUGUGGAGGAGCUGGACAAGGAGAAGCUGAAGUCCAAGGUGGUUGUGAAGAGGCAGGACUGGUCAGAGAGGAGGGAGUCGCUACAGAAGCAAGACGCCCUACGUGACCCUGAAUCAUCCUCCGCGUGUGGUGAUGACAGGGAUGAUUUUCCAUCCAGGAGUCAAACCAAAAGCAGCCCAGACUCUGGUCCUCUGGAGCCCAAAGCUGCGAGCACAACACUCAAAGAUGUGCUGUAUAAGAAACUCAACACACGUGUCUCUGAGGGCAUGGCUGAUACAUCUGGUAGCAGCGGUGACAGUGACGGAGGACUCAGAUCUUCUCUGUGCUCCGUCCACCCAGAGUGGCAGCACUCCAGACAAAGUAAAGACAACAUGAAGCCGGACAGAUUGGACUUCAAGGCUCCAAACAUCGAGUUCACCAGGAAGAGGCUGUCAUUUGAAGAACGAGAAGACUGCAUGUGUCGCUGCUCCUCCAGCAUCCAUGAGAACUUGCACUUCGGCUCCACCAGGUCCAAGAGCCUCCAGCUGGACACGGCCAUGACUCAUGACCACAUGAAGGCCGGACUGGGAAGUGUCCACUCCAGCCCUGAAGGCCUGGCCCCAAAACUGUUCUCCGGUAGAGGAGAGAGCGCUGUGGAAAAACUCCAGCUCAUCUCCUCUGCAGAGUCCUCACUUCGAAAGACAUCGUCUGAAUAUAAACUGGAAGGACGCCAUGUGUCCUCACUCAGACCUCUGGAGGGCACUCUGGAUAUAGGUCUGCUCUCAGGGCCCAGAGUGUCCAAGACAGAAACCUGUUUAUCUAAGAUGGCAGACAACACAAGCGACACUGUUUCUAUGAGUCCUCCAAUCUGGCUCCAGACCCCGACGGAGAGACAGAUAACCAUCCCACAACUGAAAACAGCAGACAAGCUGAAGAGCCCACUGACUUUGUCUCCGAGCCCUGAAGCUGUUUCUUCUCUAAAUAGCAUAGUCGCCUCCAAAGAUCAGUCAAAUAAUGCGGCCACAGAGGGGAAAAUCAGUACGAGUGGUGAGAAAACACAGGAUCGACUCAGUGAAUCUUUAAAGGCUCAAACCAGCAAAGUGGAGGCGUCGAGCUUUACUGCUAAACAAGAGAGCAGGACGGGUUUGAAGACCGGGUCAACACUGGCUCACGAACACAGAGGCCCUCGACACAGCUCCCACUUCUCUUCGUGUGGAAAAACACCCUCCAUACGGGAAGUCAGCAAUGAGGAUCAGGAGGAUGAAGUGGAGCAGCCGGAAAUCACACCACACACAGACGGCGCCAACACACUAGUCUCUUUGACUUCAGCGAAGCCGGAGGCGAAUAUGAAAACGGUGCAGUCUCCGGCUGCAGCAGCCUGUGAGCUGUUAACUGUGUCAGUGAAGCAGAGUAUAAACUGUGGUUUGGAUACAGGUCAGCGUCAGAGCAGUGAGAAAACGGCACAGAACUCCUGCAUGACCUCUGUUUCUAAAGCACAGAACAACUCAUCUGUAUCUGUAGAAACUAAACAGCAGCCGGUGAACAUCUGCUCCUCCAAAACACAACCGCAGGCCUCUGUGACAGCAUCAGCGUCUGCUCCUGCACAUAAAGUUAAAACCUGCAGUUUGAAAUCUCAAAGCCAGGACUGCUCAGAAAGAUCUGUUAGUAAGGACAGUGUGCAAGCUAACAGAUCAGCUGUGAAAGUGGCUGGAGAUCCAGUCAACACGUGUGUCACAGCUGCUAAAGCAGAGCAGAAGAGAGACGUUUCUACUGUGGUCACCUCGUUAAAUAAUGUAACUUUGAGUGUAAAUAAAAAGGAUAAAAUUGUGUCCGGUGGUGCAAUAGAGAGGGUUUGCGUAUUGCCGCAGAAAAAAGAGGAUCCCGUCUCACCAAAGAUUAAGAAUGUGUCAGAGCAGCUAUCGAAAAACAAUCCAGCCGAAAAAGCACAACAGAAAUCGUCUGAUCCAGAACGUUGCACCUCUAGAAAAGAAGAACCUGUAAUCAGUGUGAAAGAAAAACAGAACUGUUCACCUCCAGCAGCUGAAAAUGUAAAGUCGAGGCCUGACCCACAAACUGUAGCACACACCGCUGUGAAAACAGAGAAGGAGACAAAAACAGUGGAGGUGAAAUCACACAGUGCAGCUCCUCCUGUCCCAGCGCUCAACAAACAGAGAGAUCUGUCUAAAGAAUCUGCGCUCCCAACUUCAAACGCUCAAGUAACCCAUGACUCUAAACAGAAACAAGCCGCACCGCCACCCGCUGGUGUUGACGUGAAGCAGGAGGAGCUGACACACUCCCCCAGUCAUGCUGACAUGAAGCAAAGAGAAACCCAGCCCAAAAGCUCUGUAGCAGCUCCAAACACUGACUCGAAGCCAAAAUGUCUCCCUUCUAAAGCUGGCCCUUCCUCGUCCACUCUAAAGACAUCUGUAGCUCCAACACUUCUUAAACAAACCCUUGAUGCCAAACAUAAAGACCCUUCCCCCAAAAACCAAGCCCCGGUUGUUAAAAACCAUCAUGACUCCAAACCAAAACACAUCCCUUCACCUCUCGCUGCACCUCAACACCAGCUGCCGCCAGAUGUUCCCUUACAGCCCGAUCCGCCGCCAGUGCUGCCUAAACCUGCAGCCAAAAAGGAUCCGAGCAGCGGCGCCGUCUCGGGCAGGAUCUCUAGCUGCGCACCCCAGGAGACUGGUGGCAAGCUAUCCAAGGAAGCCCCCAAACCGGACAGUCACAAGGGCCCGGAUACCAGAACCACCACCCCUGACAAACAGGUGACCCUCAGCAAGAAGGAGCAGGCUGAGAGGAAGAAAAAAGAAACUGCCCAAGAACUGACGUCUGCGCAGAAAAACACAAAAAGAGACGCACCCAGAGCUGCGCCAUCUGCACCGAAGGACAGCUCAGACAAAGACGCUGGCAGGUGCAAGCAGCAGAAAGAGUCUCCACGUAGUUCUAACAACAAAAAAUAAAGAGGGAAGUGAAGAUGGCAUCAUCGCUGUCCCGAGAAUCCAGAUGUAGUAAAAUGUUAGAAAUGUUUUGUGCAAACAUCAUCAUGCCUUCUAUUUUUCUUUUUUUUUUGUUUGAGGACCGGGCAAGCUGUUACAUGCUGAUAGAGAGGCAGAUGUGUGUGUGAGUGUGUGACGUGUUUCUAGGUCUGAAUGUAGGCAUUCAUUUGCUGAUGAUUUCUGACGUUUCUCGCGUUUUUACUUUUAAGUGAAUGUUUGGUAAAUUUUUGUCGAUCCCCGAAUGCUUUCGUGCAAUCAGUAUGUCAAUGGGGGUAACGGGGGUAAAGUAGCCUUACAAAGGUUGUGACGUACUGUAGAGUCAGUGCCAUAAAAGAUUUUUUAUUUGCACUGUUUACUUGUAGACUUCGGAGGACCUGAUGUCUUUUAAAUGCAGUAGACCACACAAAUUUCACUCGGCAAAAAGUUAGCAGCUGCACCACGAUUGUUUCUGUUCAGUGAAAUCGGUUUUAACGUUUUUUUUUUGGGGGGGGUUUGUGCAGUGGUACAUGGAGGGAAUGCACCUAAAAACUUCACAAGAAGAUCCAGAAUCAUGUCACGGUUCUAGAAAUCAUAAAUUAGUGAAGGGGCCUUAGGAUUAUAGGAAAAUAAAUCUUGCUGUUCUUAGCAAGCUGUGGUGUUAAUUCACAUUCCUCUGACAUCUGUACAUAUAUUUUUGAUUUUUAUGCAAUAGGGUGUAAAUAUGAUAACACUGUAAAACGGGGAUACAUGGGCUUACAUGUUUGUAUCAUAUGUAUAGGAUUUUGCAGUGUCAUUUUGUUUGUAUGCUUGAUGUUAAAAGAGUAUCACGUUCUGCUUGAUAACUCCGUGGUCUAAAAGUAAGCUACUGUGAUGUAUCUCGUCAAAAGGCAUCUUCUGCUUUGUGACCUACAUGUUCCAAAUUUAACUUGAAGAAAAGAGAGAGAGAGAGGAAAAAGGCAUGAGGGGGUAACUGGGUUAUUUCUAAAAAUGUAGCAUUAUAUAACGAAACUGUGAGGGCUGUCAGUGAUUCCCUAGAAUGUCUCUACUGUCGAGGAUGUAUUUGCUGGCUCACGACAGUUCAAAGGGUGAUGACUGUGUGAAAUAUACGAGGAAAAAAAAAAGUUUUUCGAACCAGCAGUUCUGCUUAUGUUUUGCAAAAUAAUUGCUGCGGUUAGAUUUCUGAAGGCUUUCGGGCAUCGUCUGCGCAUCAUGUCCAUGUCUGUGCAGAGCGAUAAAGGUCGGACGGCGAGCACAGAGAGAUGGUUUCAAAGGAUCUUUUGACAUCAGGCUUCAGUCUCAGUGUUGUUCAAGUCAUGUGUGAGUGUUUAGUUCUUCAUAUUGAGCAACAGCUGGCUUAAAGGGACAGUUCAGCCAAAAAUGAAGUAAUCCAACAAACAUUUCUGGAGCUUCUCAGCAAAACAGUGCUGCAGCAUCAUCCAGAACAACUAAAGUAGUUGGAGAAUUGUUUUAAAACUCUCUAGUAGCCCCGAGAUCCCAAAUUGAUUUAAAGAGAUGUUUUUUGUACACCGUUUUAAGCCGAGAGCUUCACUGUAGCUGCUAAGCUAAAAGUGUUAACCUGCACCUUGUCUGAAGUAGGUGCAUGAGCUCAACAGCGCUUUGAGGGUGUAAAUAACAUACUUUUUAAAGGUGCAAUAUGUAAGAACCUGAAGCUAGUUAGCUCGGGGAAGUUUGUUCAUUAACACCUCUUGCAAAGGAGGUUUUGGAUUUUUAAUUCUUACAUAUGGCACCUUUUUGUUUUACUGUGAAGCUCCAGAAAAUUUUUGUGGUCUACGAAACUUCAAUCGACUGCUUUUCAGCAGCUGAGUAAAUAAUGAGUGAAUUUUUCAUUUUUCGGUGAACUGUUCCUUUUAGAGAUUAUAUAUGAAGAAUCCUGGUUAUUUGCAUCGCGAAGUUCGUGUCCACAACAUACAUUUGAUGUUGAACUUACAAAUACUUGGUACUACACUUAUAGGCUGUCAUGUAUCCGUAUCACUUUCUGCGAUUCACUCGCACACACAAACACAUUUCUAUACUGUAGAUGCCUUUUUAGAUUGCAAAACCCUAAAGGACAACCAGAAAGUAGCCUAGGACACUAAGUAUGUAAUGCAGUAUUUGCUCCGUCGUGCUGGCUAUGUCAAAAAAAAAACAAAAAAAAAACGAUAAUCUUGUCUACUACAUAUACUCCAUGUCGACGAGUCAAAAAGAAAAACACGUCAUAGUCUGAACGACAUACUGUAUCCGAGAAUGAAACCGAAACACAUUGAGAUUGAUAGCAGAGAUUUUAAUGUUAAUCUGAUGUUUACUCGCAUUAGAUAUUGUAAAUGUAUCGCCGAUGUAUUGUGAGAGAACAAAUGCACCUUAAUGUUUUGCCAGCGUUCAGUUCGGAGGGCGAGACGAGGAGUGAAACUGGAACUGAAAGUGGUUCAUGAAUUCCCCACUCGUCCUGACUUUACAUGAAUCACUGAGUUUUUUUAUUUGAACGAUCGAACGCGUGUUUUUCUUUUUUCAACACUUUUCUUCUUUCUCUUGUGACGACUGACAUUUAAAUCCUCAAAGCACAUUCAAUGUUUGUUUACAAAGCAUCAUGGAUGUAUAUUUUGUAUAUUGUUGAUUUGCCAAAUCUAUGUUCUGUGUCACGGAUAAUGUUGUUUCUAGUAGUGUGAGACUUUGCUCUCUUUUGCCACAAGGAUGUUUAAUAAGAACAUUUUGUUUGUGCAGUAAAUCAAUGUCUUAUCACAUGUCGGGUUCUUCUUCGUCUGCUUGUCUUUUCAGUUUCCGUUUUCUUCCUCUGUGCAAAACUAGUAUUAAAUGAACUCGCUUAACGAUGGUUUGUCUUUUAGAAUAUGUGCAAUAAAAGUGUUUUGAGUUUUGUAAUUUGCCCAAGGAAAGCUCUAUGGAUGUCAUAGAUGUUGUAUAUUAAAACAGAUAUUUAUACUUCUAAUGUUGCGUAAUACUGAAAAUAAAAUGGAAUUAUAAAUUAA
Molecule: messenger RNA, 11086 nt
Organism: Acanthopagrus latus (yellowfin seabream)
Lineage: Eukaryota; Metazoa; Chordata; Actinopteri; Spariformes; Sparidae
Gene: mast4
Product: microtubule associated serine/threonine kinase family member 4
Exons: 31
Coding region: 1086-8090 (2334 amino acids)
Biological process (GO): peptidyl-serine phosphorylation; intracellular signal transduction
Molecular function (GO): protein binding; protein serine/threonine kinase activity; magnesium ion binding
Source: RefSeq, a predicted model, not a curated record